AACGAACAUGGUGGGUGAGCAGAUGGGGGCAUUCUGGCCAUCGCACUGUUGAACUUGCUGCAACCAGCGCACACGAUCGAUGACGGCGUCAAAGGAUGCUUCCCACGAGCACACGUCGUACCAUGGGAUGGAGACGCCGUCUUCUCGGACCGUGAACCUGAUCCCUCCGCCCGACAACGACGCGGCCAUCGAACCACCGAAGAAGAUCGCGACGCUUCGUCAGCUCUUUCAAUAUGCCGACUCCACCGACCUCUGGCUCAUGGGAUUGGGGUCGAUAGCUGCAGCGGGUGCUGGGUUUUCCCAGCCGCUGCAAGUGCUUCUUUUUGGCGAAAUUAUGAACUCGUUCAACCCACCGCCGCCAAACUCGACUGCACUGCCGACGCUCGCCGACCUCGAAACGAUGCAGUCGUCCUUGUCCACCGGUAUCAACGAAGUCGCCGUCAAGUUUAUUUGGAUCGGGCUGGGCGUCCUCGUGUGUGGAUUCGGUCAAGUCGCGUGCUGGACCAUCACGGCAAGUCGCCAGAGCAAGCGCAUCAAGGAGCACUACAUCCGUGCGAUUUUGCGUCAAGAGAUCGGGUGGUUCGAUGUGAACAACCCGAUGGAACUGGCCACCAAAGUGGCGGACACAACGCUGAUCAUCCAUGACGGAAUGGGGCGCAAACUCGGGGACGGGAUCAACUUUUUGGCGAUGGGGAUCGGCGGCCUUGUGCUCGGCAUUGUGAAGGGCUGGAAAUUGGCGUUGGCGCUCCUCGGGUUCACUCCCAUUAUUGGCCUUGCCGCUUUCUUCAUGAUGAAGUCGCUGACCAACGCCGUCCAAGCGUCGGUUGCGGCGUACGCCAGUGCCGGCGGGGUUGCCGAAGAGUCGCUCUCCAACAUCCGCACGGUCCAAAUGUUCAACUCGAUGGAGGCUUUCGUGUCCAAGUACAAAGCCGCGCUACUCAAGACCGAAAAAGCCGGCAUCAAGAAGGGAUUGUCCAUCGGGCUCGGUGGCGGCAGCGUCUUCGGCAUGAUGUUCGUCACGUACGCGUUUGGCAUGUGGUAUGGCGCCGUCCAAGUCGCGAACGACCAGCUAACGUUUCCCAAAUGCACGGAAAACUGCUACGACGGCGGCCGUGUGCUCACGGUCUUUUUCUGCAUUAUCAUGGGCGGUAUGGCGAUGGGUCAGGCGGGUCCAAGCAUUCAGGCGGUGUUCUCGGCACGUGCAGCGGCCGGAGUUGUGUUCGAAACGAUUGAUCGGCCGUCGCGGGUCGACGGCACGGCCGACACGGGGGACACGUUGAGCGCUGUCGCAGGUCACAUUGAACUCGAUGCGAUCUCGUUCCACUACCCAUCGCGCCCGGAUGUUCAAGUGUGCAAUGGGUAUUCGGUGAAGAUCCAGGCAGGGGAAAAGGUCGCGCUCGUCGGUCCGAGCGGCAGCGGCAAGUCCACGAUUGUGUCGCUGCUCGAGCGCUACUACGAUCCCAUCGAAGGAACCGUCAAGCUCGACGGGCACGACCUCCGAUCGCUCAACGUCAAGUGGCUCCGCGCGCAGUUUGGACUCGUCGGCCAAGAGCCGGCAUUGUUUUCAUGCUCGAUAGCCGACAACAUUCGGUUCGGCAAACCGGACGCGACCCUGGACGAGAUCCAGGAGGCGGCGAAACAAGCCAACGCGUACGACUUUAUCAUGGCGUUUCCAAGCGGGUUCGACACCGAAGUUGGCGAGCGAGGAACGCAAUUGUCUGGCGGCCAGAAACAACGCAUUGCGAUUGCCCGCGCAAUCAUUAAAAACCCCGCGGUACUGCUGCUCGACGAAGCGACGAGCGCUUUGGAUGCUGAGAGCGAACACGUCGUCCAAGCGUCGCUGGAUGCCCUCCUUGCAAAGCGCCAGCGCACGACAAUCAUCAUAGCUCACCGGUUGUCAACGAUUCGCGAUGCCGACCGCAUCAUCGUGCUCAACGAAGGUCAUGUUGUCGAAGAAGGGAACCAUCACGACUUGAUGAGCCGCCCCCAUAGCCAGUACAAGAAACUGGUCGAGGCUCAAGCACGUCCUGUUGCCAAUGCGAACCCGUCGACGAAGCACGCGGCAGCUUCGGGUGCUGUGCAUGUUACGCACACCGAGCAGUCGGUCGUGUCGACGGAGGUGGCGGGAGAACGCGCGUCUGCCGACGUCCCGACCAAAUUCACCGCCUUGGGUCGUCUCUGGCGACUGAAUGCCCCGGAAGCGUGGUACAUAGUCGUUGGAUCCAUCGGCGCACUCGUCAACGGCGCCGUCUUCCCCGUCUACGGCCUCGUCUUUGUGAACGUGACGGUCUUGUACUUCAAGUACAACUUGACCCCCGAUCAAAUGAAAGACGAAGCGCUCAAGUGGUCCAUCGCAUUUCUCAUCAUUGCCGCGACCUACUUCAUCGCAGCAACGGCGCAAAACUACUCGUUCGCAGUCGUAUCAGAGCGCCUGACCCGUCGUUUACGGGAACAAGGAUUCCUCGCCAUGCUACACCAGGACAUUGGGUGGUUUGACUCGCAGUCGUCGGGGGCCCUCACGACGCUCCUGGCCACCGACACUGCGAUCAUUCAGUCCAUGACGGGCGACCUCCUCAAUCGCGUGUUCGUGGCAGGGUCCACGUUGAUUGUGGCGUUUUCGAUCGGGUUCUACUACAGCUGGCAAAUGACGCUGGCCUUGAUUGGGGUAUUUCCCCUGUUGGGGAUGGCUACGUACGCUCAAAUGGCGCUGAUGGCGGGCCAAGGCAAAGCGUUGAAUGACGGCGACGUUAAAGCGGGGGCUCUCCUGUCUGAAUCCAUCAACUCGAUCCGCACCGUCGCGUCGUUCACGUUGGAAGGCCAAGUGCACAGUCGGUAUGUGGGCCACUUGGACGCGUCGUCAACAAAAGAUGUGAAGAAAGGGAUGCUCGGCGGCGUCGGGUUUGGCGUGAGCCAAGGCGUUUUGUACUUCACCUUGGCGUUGUUGUUUUGGUUUGGUGGAUGGCUGAUCGUCAACAAGCACGUCAACUUUCAAGAGAUGUUUACUGUCAUGAUGUGCAUCAUGCUGAGCACAUUUGGCAUCGGGCUGGCGGCGCAGGACCUUGCGGAUAGCGGCAAGGCGCAACAGGCCGCCAUCCGCCUCUUUGACACGAUCGAUCGCCAACCAACCAUCGACUGCAAGUCGACCACAGACGGAGACACGCUGUCGUCCGUCCAAGGCGCGCUGGAGUUUGUGAAUGUCAAGUUUGCCUACCCCAGCCGCCCCCACUCGAUCAUUUACGACGGGUAUUCACUGAAGGUGCCGAGUGGCGCAACGGUGGCGCUGGUGGGAGCCAGUGGAUGUGGCAAGAGCACAGCGAUCUCCAUGCUCGAGCGCUUCUACGAUCCGUUGGAAGGCUGUGUGUUACUCGACGGUGUGGACAUUCGGACUCUCAAUGUCCAAUGGCUGCGGCAACACAUCUCUCUCGUGGGCCAAGAACCAGUCUUGUUUGCCGGUACGAUUGCCGACAACAUUGCGGCGGGCAAGGAAGGCGCUACGACGGCUGAGAUCGAAGAUGCCGCCAAGAAAGCCAACGCACACGACUUUGUCAUGCAGUUUCCAGACAAGUACCAAACCCAGGUGGGUGAUCGAGGGGUGCAAGUGUCUGGCGGACAAAAACAGCGCAUUGCCAUCGCCCGCGCGAUACUGCGGGACCCAGAGGUGCUACUCCUGGACGAGGCGACGAGUGCGCUCGACAACGAAAGCGAACGUGUCGUCCAGGCGAGUUUGGACGCGCUGCUUCAACUCAAGCGCCGCACCACCAUCAUCGUAGCUCAUCGACUGUCCACAAUUCGCAAUGCCGACAUCAUUGCGGUCACGGACGGCGGCAAGAUUGUCGAGCAGGGCACCCACGACGAGCUCAUGGCAAUUCCGAAUGGCAAGUACGUGCAACUCGUGCAGCGCCAAGUGUCUGCAUAAUGUACAUUGUCUACGCA
This is a messenger RNA of Aphanomyces invadans, 3933 nucleotides long. RefSeq lists its product as hypothetical. The record is from RefSeq and is a predicted model, not a curated record. The coding region runs from base 80 to 3916 and encodes 1278 amino acids. Gene Ontology annotation, biological process: transmembrane transport. Gene Ontology annotation, cellular component: membrane. Gene Ontology annotation, molecular function: ABC-type transporter activity; ATP binding; ATP hydrolysis activity. The transcript has 2 exons. NCBI's taxonomy places the organism in Eukaryota, Oomycota, Saprolegniomycetes, Saprolegniales, Verrucalvaceae.